This is a messenger RNA of Symbiodinium natans, 357 nucleotides long. NCBI's taxonomy places the organism in Eukaryota, Dinophyceae, Suessiales, Symbiodiniaceae. The record is from the annotation of a GenBank genome assembly.
AUGCAUUUACAUCGGUCUCUCUCACUGGCGGGCCAUCGCCGUAGCCUGGAGUGGGCGAGCAAGGAUCCGGAUCGUCGUCAAGCCAUGCCCAAGUUCGCAGCCAUGCACGACGCCAUGACUGCUCUCACUGACAUGCACAACAGCAUUCAGCUUGCAUAUGUCAAGGUGAUCAAGGAUGGCAGAACACUCCUCAAGCUGCGCCCGCAGCAAUCCGCCAGCGAUGAAUGGGCAGAGGCUUUCACCUGGAUGCAGCAAUCUUUGGUCUCGCUCAAGGCGGAAUCCAAAGACGCGGCGCCGCCUGGCCCAAUUGUUCGCAGCUUGACGCACCGUGACAAGCCUGCUGAAACCGCAGCGUGA